AUGCGACGCCGUUCCGACGACUGGGUCAAUGCCACGCAUAUCUUGAAAGUCGCAGGAUUCGACAAACCGGCCCGGACACGAAUCUUGGAACGUGAGGUCCAGAAGGGGGUCCAUGAAAAGAUACAAGGCGGAUAUGGCAAAUACCAGGGCACAUGGAUCCCCUUGACCGAGGGUCGCAUGCUCGCCGAGAAACAUGGGGUCCUCAGUCGCAUCUCGAAUAUCUUUGAUUUCGUCCCUGGUGACCGAAGCCCUCCCCCUGCUCCAAAGCAUACCACUGCCGCUUCAAGCCGCCCAAAGCAGGCCAGACAAGCUGCACACCCAAAGAAGACCGCCCCGCCGCCUCCACCUCCACCGGCACCUGUGCAAGCUUACCAACCCGCUGAAAGCUACUACGAAACCGCCAGUGCGCAGUACAACGGAACCGAAAGCCGGGACCAUUCCCCAGAAACUGCCUCCUUCAUGGCCGAAGACGACUUUCUUCCACUCUCACAGAACUCGACCGCAUCGAGGAAGCGCAAGCGCGACAUCGAAGAAUCCACCGUCACUGCAACUGAUCUCGAACAUACGCUCUACGGUGAUGAGUUGCUCGAUUACUUUGUGACUGCGGGAGAUGAUCCGGCCGCAUCCAACAUCUUACCUCCACAUCCACCAGCCAAUUUCGACGUCGACAGACCGAUCGAUAAUCUAGGGAACAACGCUUUGCACUGGGCUUGUGCUAUGGGCGACGUGCAGGUCGUGCGGGACCUAAUAGCACGCGGUGCCAACGCUGCCGCUCCUAACCAAUCCUCCGGAGAGACACCCUUGAUCCGCGCCGUCCUGUUUACCAACAACUAUGACAAACGUACGUUUGCAAAGAUUGUCCAGGCUCUAGCGGGGACUAUUGUAGAGCGCGACUGGCAUGGUGCGACCGUCUUUCAUCAUAUUGCCGAGACAGCACGAUCAAGAAGCAAAUGGAGCUGUGCCCGUUAUUAUUGCGAGGUCCUUAUCAAUAAGAUGCAAGAGAUGGGGUCGAAUUACGUCCAGGCUCUACUCACCUCCGUCGACGCAUCUCAUGAUACUGCUGCCUUAUGCGCCAUCCGCAAUGGCUGUGUCAAAGUGGCGACAUUCCUUCUCAACCAUUGUCCGGAAGCCGGCGACAUCCAAAACCUGAAAGGAGAAACCGCAAACGAAUAUCUCAGAGCUCUUCGCGAAAAGAAGGAGAGUCUCCAGCAACCCGGAUCCUCUCCCCCGCGUGCCGGCGAAUCGUUCGCUGCCAAGCAGCUUCGUCGCAAACGCCAGAAGGAAUCAGUGUCACGCGCCGGAUCUGUCGUGCUCAACAAAAUUGGUUCUCUUCUGGACGAGGGCAGUAUGAAGCUGGCUGAAAUGUAUGACUCGCAGAUGAAGGAGAAGGAUGUUGAGAUCAAAGAGGCCAAACAGGCUCUAUCCGCCCUUGAGACCGAGAGACACAAGAUCCGACAGGAGACAUUCUUUCUCAUGGCAAAAGCAGAAGACACAUCCCGAGUCCCGGCUUUGCGGCAGGAAUACCAGAAAUCGCUGAACGAGAUGGAAUCCUUGUUGGAACAGAAGGAGCAAAAUACUCUUCAGACCGAGUUGUUUCAACAAGAUCAACAAACCAGCCAGCAAGCCUUCCGCUAUGCAAACCCUCAGCCACUAUCUCCAGAUGAAAUUCGCGCGGCAUUACCAUGGGCCGUCGAACUGAAUGAACAGCAAGCAAAGCGCAGAUACCUGGUAAAGGAGAUAGCAAAGCUGCUGGCCGAAGCUGGCACAAGUGAGAAGAUCGGCAAGCACAGAAAGCUAGUAGCUCUGGCGACCGGAAUGAAGGAAGAGGAUCUGGACAUGAUGUCGGAGGAGUUGCUGCGGAGUGUACUGGCUGGCCGGGGCAAUGAUACACAGACUCCACCACAUAUGUCGGGCAUACAGGCCUAG
Molecule: messenger RNA, 1926 nt
Organism: Capronia coronata CBS 617.96
Lineage: Eukaryota; Fungi; Ascomycota; Eurotiomycetes; Chaetothyriales; Herpotrichiellaceae
Exons: 2
Coding region: 1-1926 (641 amino acids)
Cellular component (GO): MBF transcription complex; SBF transcription complex
Molecular function (GO): DNA binding; protein binding; transcription regulator activity
Source: RefSeq, a predicted model, not a curated record